This is a messenger RNA of Ectocarpus siliculosus, 1847 nucleotides long. Lineage: Eukaryota; Phaeophyceae; Ectocarpales; Ectocarpaceae. The record is from the annotation of a GenBank genome assembly.
CAGACACAGUUGAGCUGCACACACAAAGCAGCACAUCCAAUCCAAGCACACAUCCAGUUCAACGAACCCGCCCCUUCAGCUCACACCCACAGCCUGCGUCACCAACCGCGCGUACCACACCAGCGUUAGGUCAGCACACCCCGCUGGUUAUAGAGCCUUACACCGGUUCCGAAUCUAUCCUUCACACAGCUUGGCCUCGGACCUUUGUAACAUCGUCGAAGAAGAUGAUCGGAGUGGGGAUCAAUGGCUUCGGCAGGAUCGGGAGGAUGGUGUUCAGGGCAUGCUACGCCAAGGAGGGCGUCAACGUGGUGGCGGUGAACGACCCCUUCAUGGACAUCGACUACAUGCGGUACCUGCUGAUUCACGACUCCGUACACGGCAAGUUCCCGGGCACCGUCGAGGUGAGCGAUGGCAACCUGGUGGUGGACGGCGUUACGAUCACCGUGUUCACGUCCAAGGACCCUGCCAAGGCUCACGUCGACGGCGGCGCGAAGAAGGUGUUCAUCUCUGCCCCUCCCAAGGACGACUCUCCGAUGUACGUGAUGGGGGUGAACCACGAAGACUACCAGAAGGGGGGCGCGGACGUCAUGUCCAACGCGUCUUGCACCACUAACUGCCUGGCGCCUGUCACCAAGGUGUUGAACGACAACUUCGGCAUCGUGGAAGGGCUAAUGACGACCGUGCACGCGAUGACGAUCAACCAGCUCACCGUCGACGGUCCCUCCAAGGGCGGCAAGGACUGGCGCGCCGGUCGAUGCGCGUCUGCCAACGUCAUCCCGUCCUCCACUGGUGCCGCAAAGGCUGUCGGCAAGGUCAUCCCCGCGAUGGCCGGCAAGCUCACCGGCAUGGCGUUCAGGGUCCCGGUGCCGAACGUGUCGGUGGUGGACUUGACCGUAAAGCUUGCGACGGAGACGACUUACGAAGAGAUCUGCGCCAAGAUGAAGGAAGCCUCCGACGGGAGCAUGAAGGGCGUUCUUGGAUACGAGGACAGCGAGGUGGUUAGCCAGGACUUCGUUCACGACUCCCGCUCCUCUGUUUUCGACUCCAAGGCUGGCAUCAUGCUCAACCCGACCUUCGUCAAAAUCAUCUCCUGGUACGAUAACGAGUGGGGCUACAGCAACAGGCUCGUAGACCUCAUGCUGCACGUUGCCAAGGUGGAGAGCUCCUGAUUCAGUCAGCGGAGCCCCCAAUGAUCCGUUCCGCGGAGCCCCGUGAUCCGUUCCGCGACGGAGGCGCCGGUCGACGGUUUUUUUGCUUGUCCCAAAUCGAGACCCGGUACGGUGUAGCUAGCAUUUCCCCACUCGCAACGGUGGCGGUCUGAUUGUUAUCGUUUUUCGUAUGCAUACGGCACGUGUUUCCCGGUACUGUAGAGGUGGGACGGGACGGACCCGUGGCGGCAAAGAGUAGUUUGGUGGGAUGGAAUAGGAUUAACACGGGGAUGGUAUGCAUAGGCAUAUCGGUGAAUCAGGCAGAACGUCAUGCCGUGCUUCCUUGGACGAAGCGUUGCAAAUUUUGGAUGGUGGCGGGACAUCAAACGCCGCGCACGUAGUAUAGUGGUUUCUGCGACGUACUUUCAGUUGAGUGGAGGGUCACAACUGCUGUCCCCCGCAGCUACGUUGUCCUUACGAUUCGUCGCCCACGGCUGACGAGCGUUUCGCGAACGUUCUCUGCUGGUCUGGUGUACUCCGAUUGGUCUUGGACGGGAGAGAGGAGGCGAGUCUUUGGUGCGUUGGUAUCGUGAGAGAGGCUCGAGUGACAGCAUUGAGUGCCGUACGAUGUACGUAGUAAACAGACUUGAUUGCUGGCGUCACUUGUUCCUCUGUGUAUUGUUUUUUAAGUUUUUGGAG